Molecule: messenger RNA, 651 nt
Organism: Lentinula edodes (shiitake mushroom)
Lineage: Eukaryota; Fungi; Basidiomycota; Agaricomycetes; Agaricales; Omphalotaceae
Exons: 4
Coding region: 1-651 (216 amino acids)
Biological process (GO): endoplasmic reticulum unfolded protein response; regulation of transcription by RNA polymerase II; phospholipid biosynthetic process
Cellular component (GO): nucleus; endoplasmic reticulum
Molecular function (GO): transcription corepressor activity
Source: RefSeq, a predicted model, not a curated record
AUGGAUAAUCCUGGUUCAAAUGAUCCUUCCUCAGAAUGCUCACAUAAAUUGGGACACUCAACGCACAGCAGUAUGAGUCUUGCCUCGAGUUCCACACUACUCGAGGACCAGGACGAAGAUGUGAGAAUCGCAGUCCGAGCCCUAGGGGACAUGAAAAGUGGAAACUUUGGAGGAUCCUUGAGCAAAACAGUGGCAACUCCUGCAUCGUAUCUAUCGAGUACCUCGCCAAUAUCAACGACUUCUAUACCAAGCCCUACUUUAUCCAGCCUUUCUAUAUCUUCUAUCUCUAAUCAUGAUGCACAACUGGAACCAGAUUUUGUCAGCAGGAUGGCCCAUAUUCCGAUUGUAAACGGAGCCCUCCGAAUUUAUGAACAAGGAAAAGCAAGCUCUCGAGUUGUUAAGUAUGGCGCAGAAAUCAUGGAAUCUGGUGUCAAGACCAUCUCAAAGCCCGUGAUCGACCGUUUGCCCACCGGUCAACUUGACGAGUUCGCCUGUCGUCAGCUCGAUAGGGUGAGUUACAACCGCUUAACGUUCUACUAUUCCCUUCGUAUCCUCGUGCUUCUCUCUUUCACAUUUUUUACGGUUGGAUGUCUGCGUCUUGCUCCUCGUGCUCGAAAUCAUAUCUGGGAUAGUGAUGAGUUUAUACUAUAA